Perognathus longimembris pacificus (Pacific pocket mouse) is the source of this 2736-nucleotide messenger RNA. RefSeq names its product dimethylglycine dehydrogenase (gene Dmgdh). Gene Ontology annotation, molecular function: oxidoreductase activity; protein binding. Gene Ontology annotation, cellular component: mitochondrion. The record is from RefSeq and is a predicted model, not a curated record. Lineage: Eukaryota; Metazoa; Chordata; Mammalia; Rodentia; Heteromyidae. The coding region runs from base 6 to 2591 and encodes 861 amino acids. The transcript has 16 exons.
UCGCCAUGCUCGGCAGGGGCGCGCAGCGGCUGCGGGGUCUCGGGCUGCGCGGCUGCCCGGGGCGCCUGCUCUCAGUGGGCAGCGGAGGAGGAGAGGAAAGGCUCCCGUCACCUACAGAAACAAAGUGGAAAGACAGGGCAGAAACCGUGAUCAUUGGCGGUGGCUGUAUAGGAGUGAGUCUAGCCUAUCACCUGGCCAAAGGAGGCAUGAAAGAUGUGGUCCUGCUGGAGAAAUCUGAGCUCACAGCUGGAUCAACCUGGCAUGCAGCAGGUUUAACCACUUACUUUCAUCCUGGAAUAAACUUGAAGAAAAUACAUUAUUAUAGCAUCAAACUUUAUGAGAAACUGGGGGAAGAAACUGGCCAGGUGGUGGGAUUCCACCAGCCAGGCAGUAUCAGGAUUGCUACAACUCCUGUAAGGGUAGAUGAAUUUAAAUAUCAGAUGACUCGGACUCGCUGGCAUGCAACAGAACAGUACAUCAUUGAACCUGAACAGAUUCUGGAGAUGUUCCCUUUGCUCAACAUGAAUAAGAUUUUAGCUGGACUGUAUACCCCUGGGGAUGGUCACAUUGAUCCAUAUUCUCUCACCAUGGCCCUGGCUGCUGGAGCUAGGAAAUAUGGCGCCCUGUUAAAGUAUCCCGCGCCAGUGACUUCCCUGGAACCCAGGCCAGAUGGAACAUGGGAUGUGGAAACACCACAGGGAUCCAUAAGAGCAAAUCGCAUUGUGAAUGCCGCAGGCUUUUGGGCUCGGGAGGUAGGUAAACUUAUUGGACUUGAGCAUCCUCUCAUCCCAGUUCAACAUCAAUAUAUCAUUACAUCAACUAUACCUGAAGUGAAAGCAUUGAAGCGAGAACUCCCUGUGAUCCGAGAUCUGGAAGGAUCCUAUUAUCUUCGGCAGGAGAGAGACGGGCUUUUACUUGGUCCUUAUGAAAGUCAGGAGAAAAUGAAAAGUCAGGACUCCUGGGUCACCAACGGAGUCCCUCCAGGCUUUGGGAAGGAACUCUUUGAGUCUGAUCUAGACCGUAUUAUGGAGCAUGUGGAGGUGGCCAUGGAAAGGGUUCCAGUCUUGAAGAAUGCUGACAUCAUCAAUAUCAUCAAUGGUCCUAUCACCUACUCUCCUGACAUCUUGCCGAUGGUGGGGCCCCAUCAGGGGGUCAGGAACUACUGGGUGGCUGUCGGAUUUGGAUACGGCAUAAUCCAUGCUGGUGGAAUAGGGAAGUAUCUCAGUGACUGGAUCCUGCAUGGAGAACCUUCUUUUGACCUGAUAGAAUUGGAUCCCAACCGCUAUGGCAAAUGGACAACAACUCAGUACACUGAGGCCAAAGCUAGAGAAUCAUAUGGAUUCAACAACAUUGUUGGUUAUCCAAAGGAAGAACGAUUUGCUGGGAGGCCAACUCAGAGAGUCAGUGGGCUCUACAAAACCCUGUCCACUAAGUGUUCCAUGGGGUUCCAUGCAGGCUGGGAACAGCCACAUUGGUUUUAUAAGCCAGGCCAUGACACCCAGUAUAGGCCAAGUUUUCGUCGCACAAACUGGUUUGAGCCUGUGGGUUCAGAGUAUAAACAAGUUAUGCAAAAAGUUGGAGUGAUUGACCUGUCACCAUUUGGCAAGUUUAACAUCAAAGGCCAAGACUCCAUUAGGCUGUUAGACCAUCUCUUUGCAAAUGUCAUUCCAAAGGUGGGCUUUACAAAUAUUAGUCACAUGCUAACGCCCAAAGGUCGAGUAUAUGCUGAGUUGACAGUUUCUCACCAGUCUCCAGGGGAGUUUUUAUUAAUAACUGGUUCUGGAUCAGAACUUCAUGAUCUUAGAUGGAUUGAAGAAGUAGCAAUCAAAGGUGGCUAUGAUGUUGAGAUUAAAAACAUAACAGAUGAGCUUGGCGUCCUUGGCAUUGCAGGACCGUGUGCAAGGAAGGUCCUUGAGAAGCUGACCUCAGAAGAUCUUAGUGAUGGUGCUUUCAAGUUUCUUCAAACAAAGUCUGUAAAGGUUUCCGAUAUUCCUGUCACUGCUAUUAGGAUAUCUUAUACUGGUGAGCUAGGUUGGGAGCUGUACCACAGGCGAGAAGAUUCUGAGGCACUUUAUGAUGUUAUCAUGAAUGCUGGCCAGGAAGAAGGAAUCGACAAUUUUGGAACAUAUGCCUUGAAUGCCUUAAGACUAGAAAAAGCUUUCAGAGCCUGGGGAUCAGAGAUGAACUGUGAUACAAAUCCCUUUGAAGCUGGAUUGGAAUAUUUUAUCAAGUUAAAUAAGCCAGCAGACUUCAUAGGAAAGCAAGCACUGAAACAGAUUAAAGCCAAGGGGCUGAAACGGAGACUGGUCUGCCUCACCUUGACGACGGAUGAUGUGGAUCCGGAGGGAAAUGAAAGCAUCUGGUACAAGGGCAAGGUGGUUGGCAACACAACAUCUGGAAGCUACAGUUACAGUAUCCAGAAGAGUCUGGCUUUUGCUUAUGUCCCUCUAGAAUUAAGUAAAGUGGGACAGCAAGUGGAGGUUGAACUACUAGGUAAAAAUUACCCAGCAACCAUCAUUCAAGAGCCCUUAGUAUUGACAGAACCAACUAGAAAUCGCCUUCAAAAAAAGGGCAGAAAGGACAAGGCUUGAAAAAAGGCAGUUACUAAUCAGGUGAAUUAUAAUUGCUAUAUGACUAUACUUGAAAUUAUUGUAAUUGGUGCUUCAGAAUAGAGGGAACCAGGAAUUCAUUUCAAAAUCAUCAAAACCUAGAUUUAGAAUUUUAAUAAAACCUUUC